Paramecium sonneborni is the source of this 286-nucleotide messenger RNA. The record is from the annotation of a GenBank genome assembly. NCBI's taxonomy places the organism in Eukaryota, Ciliophora, Oligohymenophorea, Peniculida, Parameciidae.
AUGAAAUAUCUUGAAAUAUAAAAAGUUCCUUAAAAUAUGGGUAUAUUUAUUCAUAGAAUAUAAUUGAGAUUAAAACUCUAAAAAAUUAACCUUAUCUAUAAAUUAAGAACUCAUUACUACCUACUACGGUGAAUUCAAAAGAAGUAUUUACUAAGGUCAAUUCAAACCUUCCCAGUUAAGGGCGAAAACAACAAGAGCAGUUAUAAGAACAGAUAUAUGGGGGAUUUGCGAAAAAGAAUAAAUCAUUAUUGAUUAUAUUAAAAAUAAUAUGUUGAAUUCAAGGUGA